AUCAGGGCGCGGACGCCCACCCUUUGGAUGUGGGGUCAGGGUAGCGGGGGUGGGGAUAUGGGGGAGCUUCCCAGAUCCUGGGGAAAGGGGAGCCUAUGCAGGAGGUGGCUGGAGUCUCGGCGACGGUAGCAGGAGCAGCGGUGGCGGUUCUCUCAGUAGCGGCAGCCAAGUCUCCAACCCCAGGCAGGGUUGCGCAGCAGACAAUAACCGGGCUGGAAACCGGACCGGGCCGGACCCAACUGUGAUGCUUCCUGACUGAUGAUGUUGUAACAGUGCCAGGAAGCCAGAAGGCUGCAUUUUCAGCAGAACAUACCUGAGUUGUCCCCAUCACUAUGGAAACCCAAAAGGGUGAAGCUGCUCAGUUCAAGGGAGCAGUAGCUUCUGUGGACACCCAGGACCAAGGGGCAGAGAAAGGAGCCAAGAACAAGGCAGCUGAUAUGACUGAAGGACCAGCAUUAGAGCCACCCUCAUCUGGCCCAGGUGUGCUGAAGAAAACUGCCAUGAAACUGUUCGGUGGCAAGAAGGGCAUCUGUACCCUGCCUAGUUUCUUUGGAGGGGGAGGAAGCAAAGGCUCUGGCAAAGGCAGCUCCAAGAAGGGUCUUAGCAAGAGUAAGACCCACGAUGGCCUGAGUGAAGCUGCCUGUGGCCAUGAAGAUAUUAUCAGUGAAGGAACUGGCCUCUCCUUACCUUUGCCUGAGUCACCUUGCCAAGUACCCACUUCCCAGAGUGCCCAUGGGGCUUUGGAGACAGGCUCUAGAUGCAAGAUGUCUGUCUCUGGAGCCACAGAGAAAACUGGUGCUAAGAAAGCUCUCUCUGGGCCCAAGCCAAAGAAAGGCCUGAAAGGCUUUUUUAGCAGUAUCCGCCAUCACCGGAAGAGCAAGGUCUCUAGGGCUGACCAAAGUGAGCCAAGGGCUAAGGGGCUUGAGGGUGCCAGAGCCAGGACUCCAGAGCAUGUGAGCUCAGCCCUUCUGCCCCAUGCUGAUGAGACUCUCCAAGCCCAAAGUAAAGAAAAUGCCAAACUCCAAGAUGCCCCUGGGCCAAAAGUUUCUUCAACGCCAGAGCCUUCUCUAGCAGCCACUGAGAAGAUAGCUGGUAAGGAUCCAGAAAAACCCAUGAAGGCCUGUGCCUCAGGACUCCUGCAGCCCAAGCCUGCUCCUAAAACCAGUGGCCCAGAGGAACCCCACAGCCCAGAAACAGGGAAGAAAUUGGUGGCAGGGAAGAUGAAUCCAGCCAAUGGUCCUGUGGGGGACCAGCUGAGCUUCCUCUUUGGGGAUGUCACAUCCCUGAAAAGUUUUGAUUCACUGACAGGUUGUGGUGACAUCAUAGCAGAGCAGGACAUGGACAGUAUGACAGACAGCAUGGCCUCUGGAGGCCAGAGGGCUAACCGAGAUGGAACCAAGCGAAGUUCCUGCCUGGUGACCUACCAAGGAGGUGGGGAAGAGAUGGCCUUGCCAGAUGAUGAUGAUGAAGAAGAAGAGGAGGAAGAGGAAAUGGAAUUAGAGGCAGAAGAGGAAAUCAAGGAGGAAGAAAAUUAUGACUUAGAAUAUUUGUGGGCAAGUGCCCCGAUGUACCCAAGGCGCAAUCUGAAUGUGGGCUACCAUUCCAUCACAUCCCCAGACCAGCAUAGCUACAUGCUACUUGACCCAGUUAGGUCUUAUCCUGGCCUCACCCCUGGGGACCUUUUGACCCCUCAGAGUGACCAGCAAGAGUCUGCCCCGAAUAGUGACGAGGGUUAUUAUGACUCUACCACACCUGGAUUUGAGGAUGAUUCAGGUGAGGCCCUGAGCCUUGUCCGCAGGGAUUGCCUGCCUCGAGACAGCUACAGUGGAGAUGCUCUCUAUGAGUUCUAUGAGCUGGAUGACAGUAUUGAGAAAUCCCCAUGUGGGGAUGACUGCCUUUAUGACCUCCAUGGUCACAGCUCUGAAAUAUUUGACCCCUUCCUGAACUUUGAGCCAUUUUCUUCCUCUCGACCACCUGGGGCAAUGGAGACAGAGGAAGAACGGCUAGUGACCAUCCAGAAACAGUUGUUGUAUUGGGAGUUUCAGAGGGAGCAGCUUGAAGCCCAGGAAGCAUGUGCCCAAAAGUCUCACCCCAGGGAUGGGCGAGAGGCCCACACCCAGGAAGCUCAUAUCAGAGAGGCCCAAGUCCAAGAGUCCUAUGCCUGGGAAGCCUGUCCCCAAGAGGCCUCUGCUAGGGAGACCCAGGCCCAAGAGGUCCGGGCCCAGGAGCAGAAGCCCAUCAUAGAGUAUCAGAAAAGACCCUUGGGCCCAUCAGUGAUGGGCUUGGUAGCAGGGGUAUCAGGAGCCUCUCAGACUUCCCAUGGGGGAACCACCUCAGCUUUCCCUGCCACCACGAGUAGUGAGCCAGACUGGAGGGACUUCCGUCCUCUGGAAAAGCGUUUUGAGGGAACUUGCUCCAAGAAAGAUCAAAGUACCUGCUUGAUGCAGCUUUUCCAGAGUGAUUCUAUGUUUGAGCCAGACAUGCAAGAAGCAAAUUUUGGAGGCUCUCCCAGGAGGGCCUACCCUACUUAUUCACCCCCUGAGGAGCCAGAGGAAGAAGAGAUUGAGAAGGAAGGGAAUGACACUGUGAGUUUCUCACAGGCCCUUGUGGAGUUCACAAGCAAUGGGAACCUCUUCUCCAGCAUGUCCUGUAGCUCUGACUCCGACUCAUCUUUCACUCAAAACCUCCCUGAGCUGCCCCCCAUGGUGACCUUUGACAUUGUUGAUGUGGAACGGGAUGGGGAAGGCAAGUGUGAAGAGAAUCCAGAGUUCCACAAUGAUGAAGACCUUGCAGCCUCCUUAGAAGCUGUUGAGCUGGGCUACUACCAGAAACAUGCCUUUAACAACUACCGCAGCCAAUUCUACCAAGGCUUGCCUUGGGGUGUGAGCAGUCUCCCUCGCUAUUUGGGAUUGCCUGGCAUGCACCCUCGACCUCCACCUGCUGCCAUGGCCCUCAACAGAAGGAGCCGCUCCCUCGACACUGCAGAGACCCUGGAGCUGGAGCUCUCCAAUUCCCACAUGGCUCAGAGCUACAUGGAGUCAGAGCUUCAGGUUCAGCAGGAAGAUUCUGAUGAAGAAGAAGAGGAAGAAUGGGGCAGAGACAGUCCUGUAUCCAUCUAUACCGAGCCUCCAGGGGCCUAUGACUGGCCUGCAUGGGCUCCCUGUCCUCUUCUAGUAGUGUCAGGCCCUGCCUGUGGAAGUCCCCAGCAGUCUCCAUAUAGGCAGGCAGCAUAUUGCGUACCUCCUGUGUCAGUGUCAAUGUUGCUGUCAGUACCAGGGCCAGAGCCAAGGGCACCUGGGGAGUCUGGGCAUCAGCUAGCUCGACCAUCGCACCUACCCCUGCCCAUAGGCCCUUGUUAUAACCUCCAGCCACAGGCCUCCAAGAAUUUGAGGGCCAGGCGUCAAGAUGUGCUGUUGCCUGAUGAUGAGCCUAGGUGCUCCUCCAGUGCUGGAGGCUUCAGCCCCAGUCCUCUUCCCCAGGCCAAGCCUAUGGGCAUCACACAUGGCAUCCCCCAGCUGCCCAGGGUCUGGCCUGAGCCCCCUCAGCCUCAACCCAUUCGCUAUGGGGCUUCCAGCCUUGACCUGUCAAAAAAGAGGGCCAAGCAAGGUGCUGCUUUCCCUACCAGCUACUCCUCCACUGCUGUGAAUGGGAACCUAGCUGAGUAGUCAUCAUCAAUUCUGGAGUGGGGGCAUGGGGCCUGAGCAUGUGAAUGGGGAUCAGGAUCUGGGCAGUACGGGGGAAUGUUGCUGUUUAACUUGAAAAUCCUUUUGGCCAAGGAAAGCUCCCAUGAGUUUUUGCCUUUGUUUUCCCACUUUCCUUUUCUGCCAUAUCCCCAUCAAUCCCCACCAACCCAGCAAAUGAUGAACCACUGAUGAGCAGCCAGAUCUGCACUGCCUCCCACUUGGGUACAGGGGGCCUGUUAGCAAUGCAAAAUAAUGGUACAGAUCCUUCCCCCCGACUCCUAACUCCCUUCAGUCCUGGCAUAGCUGCCACCAUUGUAUCAGAUGACUAUAAUCUCUUCACCCCAGCUAGCUGUCCUCAGAGGAUCAAGUAGCAUGUGUCUCUACCUAUUGCUAUGGGUUUUGGCACCAUGACCAGAUGAGAGCUUUUUAAUCUGGCCUACUAUAGCAUGGGUUGAAGACAAAAAUGAUAAUCCCCUUAAUGGACUGAUCAAAUUCAUCUAGUUGCAAACAGAAGAUAAAAUAGGGUUCUGGAAUGAUAGGAUUUUUUUCCUUCUUCCUCUCUUAAGCUUAUAACUACCUGAGUUGAAUAUGUUAUUGAAUUUUGGUUCCUUUUUCCUCAAAAGGAAGUUUUCAUAAUUUCAUUAUAAGAACACAUUCUUUUGAUUGACUUGCAGGAAGAGAAGCAGCCUCAGUUAGGCUGGGCUAUGCAGGUUGGGAUUUUUGUGAGUGGCAGGGGAAGGAUAGGAAAUGGAGGUCCAUUUGUCCCAGCCAUCAGGAGAGAGGAUUUCAGACACUGCAGCAUUCAAAGUAACCCAGCUUCUUAGAGGGGAAAAUCGCUUCCCCCUCAAAAAACCCCAGAAAGUUUCUUAAGCAUUGUCCACCUCUUCAUUUGGAUGCUGUAAAGAGGCACCAGGCUAGCACUCCCAGGAGACAGGAUGCCAAAGGCAUCUAGGCUCCUGCAUCCAGGCUCUUUAAAGAACUUUCAUCUUCCAGUUAGCCAACUCCUUAGCAUCAUCAAAGGACCAUACUUCUUGAGAGGGAAGAACUGAGACCUGACUUCACUCUGCCAAGCUGUAGGAUGCUGAUGGCAGUUUCAGCCUUUUUUAGAAUGAAUCACAUCCUCUGCCUGCAUCCACACGAUUUUCAUGUUAAACUAGCUUGAAAAUGCUGGUGGGGAAGAGUUACUGUCAAGAUGAUGUUGGAAUAGGCUAAUCUUUCCAGGCUCAAUUUCUCAUUCAUCACCAAGCUGAGAGGGCUUCUUUUAAAUUUCUGUAUUAGAAUUAGCAUAUGGGACAUUUUUGCCUGAAUGAAUUGACCCAAAAUAUGAUCCUUGCCCCCCUGCCCCUGUCCCUCCUCCCACUUCUUCACCAAUCUCUAUGCCUAUUAAAAUGUCAACAGGGCUCUUGUCAUAACUGAGAUAUGGCAACUCAGCUGGGGAACAGAUGCUGUUGACCCCCGAAGUCAAGGUGGCUUUGUGGGCAAACUGCUUCUUGGCCAGGUGAUGUGUCUAUGCUGGUCUUUGUCACCAUUUCUCAGAUAGGGUUUGCCCCAGUGCCACUCCCCACAUGGAGCACACCUACCUAGUAAAAGAAGCUGCACCCCUGGAAGCACUGGCAGUUUGCAUGACAUCUGUGGCACCACUCAAAGGACCAGACCACCUCUCCACACUGACUCUGGCUGUAUUGUGAAGAAAUUCAUCUUUCAGAACUGGAGAAUGAAAGAGGGUGAGGAAGGCCUUUACCCAAGCACAGCAUUCCAAGGGAGGAGUACCCAAAUUCCAACUGUCUACCCUCUCACCAAAGCUACCCUGGGAGGGUGGGGCUGAAGUUGGCUUGGCUGUUUGGCAGGAAGUAAACACUCACCAAAUGCUUUUACAAAACACAAGAAAACCCACCAUUUGCUGCCUCUGUCCCUGCUUGUCUUUCAGGGCAGCUGAAUUUCCUGUCUAUAUGUAUGUGACAGCCAGCCACAGCAGGUAGUAGAGCCAUCACCAGCUUCUGGAGCCCACUGGGCCACCAGCCUAUCUGGGAAGACUUAAAGUACGUGGUGAGCCUUUGGCCAACAAUAGAGAGCAGCCCUCAGUGACAAGAGGGCACCAAGGGGUGCUGUCACUCAGGGGAGCAGUUUGUAGCACUGGCACACUUUACUGGGCUUUGGAAGGUCACAUACCACAAAACAGGUCUUAGUCAGACUGAGUGGCAGCUUAUGGUCUGGACAGCGUUGCUGCCCACAAGUCCUUUCAUUGUCCUGGUUAGCCCAGGGACAGGAGUCUUACUACCAGAAGUGGGGCAGUCAGGGAACAUGGCUGCAGAAGCAGGCUCCUUUGACUCUCAUUCUAGAAUGAGGCAGUUCAUGGCCGAAUCCCAGCUGCUGCCUAGAAGAGGAAGGAAGACCUGGCUGGGGACAUGUGAUGGCAGCACAGGGUGACACUGGGAAAGCCAAUUAAGUACCAGGUAUCUCCCCAAACAUAGGCCAGUGCUUGCUUGGCUGGUACCAAAUAUACCCCGGACUACUGAAAGUGUUGAUGUCAAGUCCAUACCUCCUAGGCUGUGACCAGAUGAACAUGUCCACAUUGCAAGGUCAUGGAAUAAUGCUUUUGGAUGUCACUUCAAUGGAAAAUAUGACUUGCUUUCAUAUUGCUACCCAGCAGGCUUAUCUAGUGCCCCUCAGCUAUGAUCCUGAGAUUUCCCAGAUAAGACUGGUCCUUGAGGGACCAGUGACUGUUGGAUGGAGAAGGAGACCUAGUAGGCCUCUCCCAGGACUGUCAGUUUCUUGGUUCUUUAGCACCUUUAAGGAAGCCUUGCCUUGGGUCCCAAUUAAGGCCUGCCCUACUCACCUAGACUCAGCUUGGGCACCAGUCUAUGAGCCUCCUGGGCCAAAGGUUUUGGUCAACACCUGUCUUCUUCUGUGCUGUACUAAGGAGGGAAGUAGCUUCCUACACCCAGAGUGCAUUCCCCUCAUCCUGCUGCCAGCAACUUUCCCACACUUGCCAGUGCCACCACCCCACCUGCCCUUGGCUCCUGGGCCCAGUUGCUAGAGGGAGGCAUCGGGCUUUAGCAGGGAGACUUCAAGUUUACCCGUAUGUAUGUUGCAUCCAAGUUGUUUUUAAUAUAUAUAUAUCAAAAGUCAAUUAUCUAUUUUUGUAUUGUUUGCAUUUUAUAUUCAUAGAAAACAAUGUUUAUCAAUCAUUUUUUUCUAAAAUAUUUUAUUUUUAAGUGGUGCUGUUUACAGUUUUAAACAAAACAAAGAAGACACAAAAAUUGUUGCUGCUGUGAAUAGGGCUGGCAUCUCAAUUGCCCAGGGCCCUCCCUUUUUCCCCUCUCCCUACCCACAGUAUCCCACUGUCCAUCCCCUUCUCCAUGAUAGGGACAGCAGAAGAUUCCCAGGUACUAAGACAAAUGCCAGAUGACUCAGGCAUGUGGAACCUGGUAGACAGUGUGUCAUUUUAUAGCUUUUUUUCUUUUAGACCCUGCCCCCUUAAGUUCAGACCUUCUGGAAGUACUCUUAUUUCUCUCUUUCUUCUCUGUCUUUUUACUGGUUAUGUUUUGUGCUUUGGUUUUGAAACCAGAGUGCCCACAUUAUGAUGUCAUGUUGAAUUUCCCCAAAGGAGCAUUUUAGGGACAUUCUCCACCCAGUGGGGUGGCCAGGGCAUUUCCACCAUGCCCCCUUACCCCAAGAAACGGGGGUAGAAAGAUGGCACUUAUGCUUGGACCUUUAGAAGUUGUCCAUCUCAUUGUGGACACCCUUGCAUGGGACUUCCCAGAAACUCAGUUGAUUGUGAUACUUGCUCAGAAGAGAUGUUGGGGAACUCCUUGAACCUUCUUGCUGCUUUGGGGGAAACUCCCUACCACCAUUUCCCCUCCCCUGCCCUGUUCCAGCUCACAUGUAGGUGGUACUUUAGGGGAACAGUGACUGUCAGAGUGAUGGCUUGCUGACCUGACCCCUCACUUUUCCAUCCUGUAGUCAUUCCAAAGAAGAAAACCCACAUGGCAUGUAUAUGUGUGAGAGUUGGGCCUACUGAGAGGCAGGGCUUUAUUAUUCCUGUUACUAUUGGUGCUUAUCUUCCCUGCUGUAUAUGGUGGGGGGGUAGCGGGUGGGGGGAAGAAACCAGGAAUGUAUAUUUAGGUCAUGUUAAAUAAAAUGGCUGGGGGACAGAGGGAAGAAACUGGGAACUGCAGUACAUCCCCACCCCAAGUGUAAGAGUUCUUUCUUAGUGCAGAAAGGGGAGCAUGGCCCCUGGAUGGGCCCUAGCUUCCCCUUCUCUAUCCCUGAAAUAUCAUGAAAUCACCUGGGUUGUUAACUUCUCCAACCCUAGCCCUCACUGACACCUGAAUAUAUGGACGCAUUGCCUGUUUGUAACUACAUAUGUUUCUUUCGCAAAAUGCUAAUAAAUUGGGUUCAAGAGGGACCCCCCCAGUCACUAAAGUGCAUUCUUGUGGUUUGUUCCACAGCAGCAUGCUGGUUACCCACUGCCGUUGGGUUUGCCCUUGAAGGGAAAUGGAGAAAACGAGGUGGGGGUUGGGGCGGUAUCCAGCAGGGGAAACAGAAGUUAGAGCUGGAACUGAAAGUUAGAGGAAACUGCAAUUCUUCAUACAAGCCAUGCCCUGCAUUUCCGUCUGAUGCUGUGUUGGUAAAACCUUUAUCACACCUUCCACAUACUAGACCUCCAGGGGCUGGCUAGCACUUCUGAAAUUAGCCUCAAUUCAUAUAAUUAUGCUGGCCUCCCCACCUCUCAGGAGUGAACCUCCUGAUGGCUCCAUAGAAAGGAUGUGUCUAAUGGUGGGACUCACAGGCCAAGAUGCAGGAAUGCCGUCCUUACCCAGGACUAUGGAAGGAGGUGCUAGCUGGACAGUUGCCUGCCCUACCUAUUCAGCUGUGGAGCCAAGUGGGAAGCAUGUGGCUUUUGCCCUUUAUUGCAGGGCAUCUCAUCUAGUAGGUACCAGAGGUGUGCCACAGCAACAAUCCAGUCACCUUGGGGUCAUGUCCUGAUUUCCAGGCCUGUCCUACCCUAGGCAGAAAUUACCUGCCCCUGUUACCCACACAAAGGCUUACCUAUACCAUCAACCAGGAGAAGGUGACUGUGC
Molecule: messenger RNA, 8767 nt
Organism: Manis pentadactyla (Chinese pangolin)
Lineage: Eukaryota; Metazoa; Chordata; Mammalia; Pholidota; Manidae
Gene: AMER1
Product: APC membrane recruitment protein 1
Exons: 2
Coding region: 333-3665 (1110 amino acids)
Biological process (GO): regulation of canonical Wnt signaling pathway
Cellular component (GO): plasma membrane
Molecular function (GO): beta-catenin binding; phosphatidylinositol-4,5-bisphosphate binding
Source: RefSeq, a predicted model, not a curated record